GUAGGCUGGUGGACGCCGCAAAUGGCAGCUGGGCAAGGUUCAGGGACCUAAUGCUAAGAAAGUACAGGCUGGGGGAUGGCUUGUUGACCAUGGCAGACUUGAAAGCCAUGAACAAAGACGACUUCUCCACGAUCGGGGCGUUCGUGCACGAGUUCAAGAGAAAGGCGAGGAAGGUGCAUGAGAUUUCUGAAGAGACGCAAUGGGCCAUAUUUUUGGGUUUGUUUACUGGCUCGGAGGCUGCGGAGUUAGCGAGCCAUGGAGGGGGAAGUGAGAAGCUCACCUGGGCCACUAUCGACAAAGGAGUGGAAGAGGGGAGUCUGGACCAGGUGGAGCAGCACCAGAUGCGGCUGCAGAGGCGCAAGAGAAAGGAAAGGGACGCCACCGCAUCUGGGACUCCAGGGGUGAAGACGAUCGUCACGGACGUGCUGGCGGCUUUGGGAUAUGAUAAUGAGGCGGAAGUGCAAAAGAGAGGGGUGACCGUGGCCCAAGGCCGAGCAUCCGGGGCAGUGGACGCGGAGGCUGGACGCGAGGACUACGGCGGUGAAGAGACGGGCUCCUUGAUCCUGACUAAAGCCCAGAGAAAGCAGCGCAAUUUGCUAAUGGGGGGUCAAGGAUCAGGAAAGGGGCAAGCCCCGCAAGCAAUUGCCGCGGUGCCACCUGCCGCCACGACGGCGCCAGCGCCAGCUGGGGCGAUGUGGCAGGAGAAAGAGGAUCCGGCCAUAAGAAUCGAGGAGAUUGUGGGCGAUAGCGAGGAGGUUACUCAGCGACUAAAGGCAGGGACUGUAAGGGAGGAGCCGAUAGUCGUCGAGUCAGAUGAAGAUGAAAGAGAGCCGACCAUAGUCAUCUUGGAGAAGAUGGAGGAUCUGCUGGGAAAGGUGGGGAGAAAGGAGGUGGUAGAGGUUCCGGAGGAAGAGGAAGCGGAUGACGACGAAGAGGAUGAGAGGCUCCGACAAGAAGAGAACCGGCGGGCAGAGCUAAGGGCCAGGAAGAGAGGAGCCCAGGAGGAGGCCGAGCCAAGCCUGCCUGACAGCGUGCCUAAGAGGAAGAAGUACGUGGUCCGGAUGGAGGAAGGCUUUGAUAUGGAGCGAAUGGUGGACAAGCUCUUGGAAGGCCAUAAUGACCUGAUGAACCUAAAGGACAUCCUGGCGUCGGCGCCAAGGCUCCGUGGUGAGCUGAAAGGGCGACUCUCGCGAAGGUUGGUGCCUAAUGUCCAUCUGAGUACGAUCCUGCCCAGGGAGGUAGAGUGGACUGAGGUAGGGACAAUGAUGGAUUGGAAGUGUGUGGCGUUCGGGAAGGUGGAUUUGGUAAUAAAGAACCAGAAGUGCACCGGGAUGGUGGACACGGGCGCAGAGAUGAACAUCAUCAGGGAAAAGGAGGCGGUGAUGCUGGGUAUGGAGAUCGACCGUCCGGACCAUGGCAUGUUGCAUGGCGUCAAUUGCAAGGCUGCUUUUUGCGGCACUGCGUCCAAUGUGAUCAUAGAGAUUAGGAAGAUGCGGGCUAGGACUUGCUUCUUCGUCAUGCCCGAUGUCGAUCAUUCCAUCCUUCUGGGGAGGUCGUUCUUGUGUAGAACUGAGAUGCUAAUCUUCAACAAGCACGACGGGACGAUGAUCCUGCUCCUAUGUGACCCGGCGUGCGGGAACUAUGAGCAGGGCUCCCAAAGGCGGUACAAGACCAUAAAUAAGAAGAGCCGCCCAGUCCCUGUGCUUGUCACAGAGGACGAGGAAGCCUAUUACGAACGGGAGCGAGGGCUGAUACGGCGUAUGCAGGAGCGCGCGUUGGCCGGGCCGUGCCGUAUCAGCAGUGAGAAUGAAGGGGAGCUGAUAGUUGGGGAACCCGGCUUCCUUUCACCCCAAGAGAAGGCCCUAAUGGUGGAGACGAUGAAGAAGAGACAUCGCGCGUAUGCGUUUAAUGAUGACGAGCGUGGGAGGUUGGAUGUGGAUAAGAUUCCAAUUAUACAAAUCCACACCGUCCCACACGAGCCAUGGGAUCUAAGGGGCACGCGAUAUCCGAAUCCGGAUGAGGAGAAGAAGGUGGUGGACUACCUUGACGGCAAGAUGCGGACGCACGUGGCCGACUACUCCAGUGGGCCUUAUGUCUCCCCUUGGUUUUGUUUUAUCAAGCCAAACGGGACGCUAAGGUGGGUGCAGAACUUGCAGCGAUUGAAUGCGGUGACGUUGUGGGACGCGGGAGGGUUGCCAAACGCGGACGCCCUGUCAGAAUCAUGUGCAGGAAGACCUAUAAUUUCACUUAUAGACGUCUAUUAUGGGUAUGACCAAUUUCCUGUAUACCCGCCAGAUAGGCCGGUGAUGGCGAUGCAUACGCCGAGGGGGCUGAUCCAUAUGAAUGUAGCCCCUCAGGGAUGGACCAAUGCAGUGGCAAUGGUACAAAGGCACAUGAUUAAAGUCAUGCAGACGGUUAGUCCACAUAUCACCCAACCCUAUAUCGAUGACCUGGCGAUCAAAGGUCCAAAGGAAAAGGAGGAAGAUGAGGUGAUGCCUGGAGUAAGGCGCUUCGUCUGGAAGCAUGUCCGGGACAUCGAUCAGGUUCUGAGUUUAUUGGAGGAACACAACCUGACGACAAGUGGCCCAAAGUCGAAACAUUGGAACAAGAACCGGGCAGAUGGGUUAAGCCGCAUCAACUGGGACGGAUCGGAUCAGGAAUCGAUAGAAGACACCCCGCCAGUUGAUGGGUUCUUGGAUCAAGAGGAGGACGUCCGCCUCCACAUAAACGAAUGGUCCCUGCGAGUACCCAGCUGUGUCAGUCACCCCAUAUGGCUAGCGCCAAAGGGGUACGAGCAAAAGGAAGAGUUAGUCCUCAAGCCCUUUCAGGAGGAAGAUCCGUGGGGAAGCAAGGAUGUUGGCUGGAUGAUGAAGUUGGCGUUGGCAGGUACACACAGUCUGGCGAAGGAAGUGAGGACGAUAGAGGAAUGCCCAACUCAGGUGGAGGAGCAUGAGCAGCUAAUAGGAGGGAUGUAUCUGCUCACUAAUACGCUCCUGCAAGGGAGCUUUGACCAGAGGGGCUCAUUCAGUCCUGAGGAAAGUGAAAUUGUGGUUCCUGAAAGCCAGGACGAUAAGUUCGAGGAGGGAGAGAUCAGGGAGGCUUUUCGCGCGAAAGAAUAUGACUGGAUCUACUGGGAGUUGGGGCUACUACUGUCAUGUGAGAUAAGGGACUGGGACGCAAGUGCUAAAGCGCAGAAGAUGAGGCACCAAUACAUAGUAAGAGAUGGCCAUCUGUUUAUAAAGCGGCAGGUCGGAAAUCCUAAAAGGAUUGUAUGUGGGAGGAACCACCAAAUCGAUAUUAUAGCAGCCCUACAUGAUGGUAUAGUCGGGGGGCACAGAGGGAUAGGUACCACAUGCGCAAAGAUAAGCGAACUUUACCAUUGGGAUGGGAUGUUGACUAUGGUCAUCAAGUAUUGCCAGUCUUGUAUACCUUGCCAGGAAAGAUCUGACUUUUCGAAGGCAGUCAUGCAGAGGGGCAGGAGGGACGCACGGUCACGACAGGGGCCCCAGAGGGCGCCUGGGAGGGACGAGCACAACAGGCCGCCUAGGAGGGAACCUGCGCCUGAGUUCGACGACGAUAACAUAGAGCUCUUCCUGGAUGUAUAUCGGGACCAUGCGGUACAGAGAGGGUGGUCAGUGGCGGAGAGGAUUCAGCAUUUGAGGGGGAUAGGGCGGUUUGAGGAGCCUAUCGCUCCGAUAUGCGAGAAGACCCUGACCUGGCCGGAUGUUGAGGCCGGGAUGCAGAGGUUGAGAGCUUCACCCAUGGGACGUGAUGGCAUGCCCAUUCAACUAGAGGAGCGGAACGAGGAGGAGUUUGUUCCUGCAUAUGAGCACUAUAUGCUGAGCCAGGGGAUUGCGCAGGAGGGAUGGAUGCAGGCCCUACUCAUCUGGACCAGGAGGGCAGAGAGGACAGUGGCCAGGCAGAUCCGAGAUAGGGCGAAAGAUUGGGAGCACUGCCAGGCUCAGCUCAGACAAGUACUUGGGCGGCGAGAGCGUGAGAGGCCAGAGCCCAGGGUGGAGAGGCGGAGGCGAAGCAAGAGGCCAAGGGAACCAGUGCCGAGAGGGGCUAAGGUGGCCAGAGAGGGCAGGAGAGCCCCAGCGCGGCGAGAAGACGAGCCCAUGGAGCCUGUGCCAGAGGAGGGGUCGUUCCCUGCUUAUGGUCUUAAGCCAGUGGAGUUUCGGUGGAUUACGAGUGAUGGAUUGCGGCCGCCUUCGCCGCCAUUACCAGGGCCAGAGCAGGUCGUGCCAGGGGAGACGCCGUUUCGGAGUCUGGUGACUCACCUUGACGUAUCUCGAUGGGAAGCCUCACAGUUGGGGGAGGGCUCAGCUGAGCCAGUGCAAUACGUACCAAUAGAGGAGCCGUUGGACCCCGAGGCGGAGGUAGACAUACGGGGCCGAGGGGAGCCACAAGACCCGGAGGCGGUAGCCGAGGAGCAGGGCCUGGCGUGACCUCGGGUUGAGGAGGUGAUCACGGUUGGAGACGACACCCCUCCAUGUA
Molecule: messenger RNA, 4497 nt
Organism: Chara braunii
Lineage: Eukaryota; Viridiplantae; Streptophyta; Charophyceae; Charales; Characeae
Source: the annotation of a GenBank genome assembly